This is a messenger RNA of Humulus lupulus (European hop), 1574 nucleotides long. RefSeq names its product G-type lectin S-receptor-like serine/threonine-protein kinase At4g27290. The coding region runs from base 2 to 1447 and encodes 481 amino acids. Lineage: Eukaryota; Viridiplantae; Streptophyta; Magnoliopsida; Rosales; Cannabaceae. The transcript is spliced from 3 exons. The record is from RefSeq and is a predicted model, not a curated record. Gene Ontology annotation, biological process: recognition of pollen.
AAUGGAGUUCCUUUCUUUUCUGGCUACCUUUGUUGUUUUGAGACUUUCUCUUUCCAGAACAACUUUUGCUGUGCUUGAUACCAUUAGACCUUCAGAAUUUAUGAGUGAUAACACAACUUUGGUAUCUAGAGAAGGACUUUUUGAACUGGGAUUCUUUACUCCAGCUAUUUCAAAGAAUCGUUUUCUGGGAAUUCGGUAUAAGAACAUCUCAGUUCAAACUGCUGUUUGGGUGGCAAACAGGUGUGAACCGAUCGACGAUUCAUCUGGCUCGUUGACUAUAGACGACACAGGAAAUCUUGUGCUUUACGGACAGAAUAAGAGGGUCGUUUGGUCUACAAACUCGUCGAAACAAGCACAGGAACCACUUGUUCAACUCUUGGAUAAUGGUAACUUGGUUUUGAGAGAUGAGAAAGACGAGAAUACAGACAACUAUUUGUGGGAAAGCUUUGAUUAUCCUACUGAUACGAUGUUACCAGGAAUGAAAUUGGGAUGGGACUUGAGGAGAGGUCUCAAUAGACGUUUAUCAUCGUGGAAGAGUUCCGAUGACCCCUGCGAUGGAGAUUUCACUUAUGGGAUUGAGCUUGAUGAACCACACCAUACAUACCCUCAACUAUUUAUCCGUAAUGGGUCUGCAAAAUUGUUUCGAGAAGGGCCUUGGGAUGGCAUAAGUUUCAGCGGAGCUUUUAAUACUUUAUCAUAUCCUUGGUACGGGUCUGAUUACGAAUUCGUGCACAACGAUGAUGAAGUUUACUUCACUUACAGCGUCAACAGUACAUCAAUGAUCUUAAGAAUUGUCCUGGGCAAAAGAAUUGAAUACAAAGAAUGGAGAGAAGAAGACAAAAUUUGGCAUUCUUAUUACACAAUUCCAGGAGACCAGUGUGACUACUAUGGCAUCUGUGGAGCUAAUUCAGAAUGUGGUUCAAAUGAAGUGAAUAAGCCAAUCUGCCAAUGUUUAGAAGGGUUUAAGCCAAAGAAUCAAGAAAAUUGGAAGGUGAUGCAUUGGUCAGAAGGGUGUGUGAGAAACGGUUCUGUGAGCUGCGAUGAUAAAGAGAAAGAUGUGUUCCUUGGCUUUUCUGACUUGAAAGUGCCCAAUGCUCAAUAUAUUUGGGCAAAUAAGAGUAUGAAUCUGCACGAAUGCAAUGCUAAAUGCUUGAGCAAUUGCUCUUGCAUGGCUUAUGGCUUUGAAGUCAGUGACUGCGUUCUCUGGUUCGGAGAUCUGUUUGAUAUUCGACAAGCUCCUUAUGGCCGACAAGAUGUAUAUAUUCGAAUACCGUUUUCAGCAACAGCUCCAAAACUUUUUGAUGAAAAAGAAAGAACUGAUCGUAAUCAUAAGUUCAAGGUGGAGAGAGCAGUGAUAAUUAUUGCUAUCAUAGUCGGAUUAGCUGUUGGGCUUAUUAUUUUAAUUGGGUUUUACAUUCACAGGAGGAGGAGACAUUAUUGCCACUAAUAAUUCAUUUGAGAUAAACGAAAGCCAAGAUGAAGACUUGGAGCUUCCAUUGUUUGAUCUGCAUACAAUUAUUACUGCCACUAGUAAUUUUUCAGAGAAUAAUAAGCUUGGAGAGGGUGGUUUUGGA